GCGGAUGCCAGACCUGGUUGAGCCACCUGGCAACCUCCCACGGCGUCGGCGUACCGCACUUGAAGGACAAAAUCACAUGGGAGGAACUUACACGGCUGUGGAAGAAGCGGUUCAUCAUCGACGACGCGCCGACACUCGCCAUCAACCGUUUGUUCACCAUGUCACAGGGCAACACUGCAACACGGGAUUGGCUCAUGGAGUGGCAGAAGAUUGCGGCGGUGCCCAAUCUAGAAUUGGCAUUUACGCAUCUACGCCGUGAGUUCUACAACAGGUCCUGUGCGGCAUUGAGCCAGGCUCUUGGUGAUCGCGAGCAGUACUCAACCUUCGCUGAGAUCAUUGACAAGGCGAGGGAGAUCAUCAAGACCAACAGUCCCGCCGCGAAGCAACAACAAGUCCCGCAACAAUGGGAAGGCGAAAUCCACAUCGAAGGCCGGAAAUGGACAGCCAGUACAAGUUCCAUGGGUCAAGUUCGGCUUGACCGAAGCGAAGUACAAGGUUCGCGGCCGCUACGGCAGCUGCUAUUGGUGCAACAGCACCAAGCACAAUACCUCCCUGUGCCAGGAUCAGGGCAAGGAGGAUGUGCGACCCCGCCUCAGCUCGGGAAACUGAGCUCCACGGAAGGUGAGGCGACUCCACCUUCUACUCAGCCUGAUUCGGCCGCCUUGCUUGCGGCCUCCUGCACAUCUGGGGAGAACGCGAAUGUCGCAAGUUCUCGUUACACUUACGAGGACUAUGCUGUCCACUUGGUUCCACUGCUGGACCAACCGCUCCACGUGCAACAAUCUACCGCAUGCACGGUUUCAUCACCGUCGGCAACCGAUUCGGCAGCUUCGCCGCCAUCUAUCGCCGGGGAUUCAUCGUCGUGGUCAAGACUUGAGGUGCUCGACCCACUGACGUUUACGGACUUCCAGUGGAUGCCCGUUCCCCCGACCGGACGAUUGCCGAAACCGCAUUGCAAUGUGCUCAUGUCACAACUGCGAGAUUACUUGCACACUGCAGGACCAGCUCCGUUGAUGGACGCCGGAGUAGAGGUUGUCGACCUUCACGCUUACAUUGCGAAGAUCGACCGCGAGUUCAAGACGCAACGGUACGACGACAUUGACGCACCAUUGCUAUAUGUACGCAUUCAGAUCGGAGAGGCGACCUGCAACGCCUUGAUCGAUUGCGGAGCAUCUCGCAACUACAUCAGCCAAGACUUCAUGGUGCGGAAGUCCCAGCCUACGCAAGUCACGUUGGCGGACGGUCACACGCACAAGUCCAUCGACCGGUGCAUUGACAACGUCCCAGUGUACUUUGCCCCUCACGCAAGUGAGGCGGUGUCCUUUGACAUUCAGGACACCAAAUUYGACAUGAUCUUGGGCAUGUCAUGGCUGCGAAGCGAGGAUCCCCCGGUGAACUUCUUCCACCGCACCGUUCACAUUCACAAUAAGGAACGUCGGCCCUCUCCCACGCAUCGACGACCUUCUCGAGCGACUAGGCGGUGCCAAGUUUUUCUCCAAGCUGGACUCAAGUCGGGAUAUCACCAACUCGAGAUUCGCAAGGAGGACCGUUACAAGACCUCGUUUAAGACGCGAUAUGGGCAUUUCGAAUGGCUGGUUAUGCCAUUUGGCCUUACGAAUGCCCCGGCCACUUUCCAAGCGGCUAUGACAACGGAGUUCCGACACAUGGUGGAUCGAUACGUACUUAUCUAUCUCGACGACAUCUUGGUGUACACUCGGAGUUUGGAGGAGCAUGUGGAACACCUGCGCACCGUUUUGGAGCGGCUACGACAGGCCAAGUACAAAGCAAACCGCGACAAGUGCGAGUUCGCACGGCAGGUGCUGGAGUACUUGGGACAUUAUGUGACGCCGCAAGGCAUCCGUCUGCUUGCGGACAAGAUCGAGGCCCUAGGAGUAUGGCCCGAGCCCACCAACACCACGGACGUUCGUUCAUUCAUGGGAUUGGCGGGCUACUAUCAGCGAUUCAUCACCGGAUACUCAAGGAUUGUUGCACCUAUGACGAGGUUACAAUCGCCAAAGGUGCCAUUCGUAUUCGAUGACGACGCACGCCGAGCAUUCCAAGCACUUAAGACGGCCAUGCUCAUGGCACCCGUCCUCAGCAUCUAUGACCCCACCUUGCCGACGAGAGUGACUACGGACGCUUCCGGCUAUGGCAUUGGGGCAGUCUUGGAAAGGCACGACGGCGACCACUGGCACCCUGUGGAGUAUUUCAGCCACAAAGUGCCUCCCAUCAACUCGCUUGAUGAUGCAAGGAAGAAGGAGCUACUCACGUUCGUCAUGGCUCUCAAGCGAUGGCGGCACUUCCUCCUUGGGCGUCGUAGGUUCACAUGGGUUACGGACAACAAUCCAUUGACCUACUACAAGACGCAGGACACGGUGAGCAGCACGAUUGGACGAUGGAUGUAGUUCAUCGACCAGUUUGACUUCACACCGAAACAUCUUCCCAGCCUCUCAAAUCGCGCAGCAGAUGCACUCUCGCGA
Messenger RNA from Chara braunii, 2480 nucleotides. The record is from the annotation of a GenBank genome assembly. Lineage: Eukaryota; Viridiplantae; Streptophyta; Charophyceae; Charales; Characeae.